This is a messenger RNA of Trichoplusia ni (cabbage looper), 2813 nucleotides long. RefSeq names its product myosin-7-like. The coding region runs from base 23 to 2647 and encodes 874 amino acids. The record is from RefSeq and is a predicted model, not a curated record. Lineage: Eukaryota; Metazoa; Arthropoda; Insecta; Lepidoptera; Noctuidae. The transcript has 18 exons.
UGAUGUUUCGUCUCCGGGAACCAUGGUGGAAAAAUGUGUCAACCUUAGAGAUAAUGACAAAAUUUUAAAGUAUAAUAUUCUUUUUAUCAAAAGUAUACAAAAAUACAAAAAAUACAGCAGAAUGAUAAAAGCAGCGCAUCCGUCUUCAACAGGAGAAAUAGAUAACGAUGGCAGCCCCAAGAAACGGGUCAUACGACCUGUCAGCAAGAGGGCACAUUCAGCCAGCCCCAUCGCGGGCCGACCGAAAAGCCCUCUUCAUCCAAAAAAAGCAGCAGAGAGAAGAUGUCAAAGUCUUUCACCUUGCAAUAAUGCGAAGAAAGCAUCCCACGAUCAAAUAGGUCCGGUUAGCGCUUCGGCGCCCGAAGGAAUCGCCCAACCGUUCUCAAAUCCAGGCAAAAGCGAACCAGAAAAAGACAUGGUCAUGCCACAAUGUGUAUUAGCAAAAGUAAUGAGAAUAUUAGCAACAAAGAAAAGGGAAUUUUUGAAAAUGCGGAAAUCAUUAGUUUCGCAACAGAACACGUUAUUGGAGAACUUCGCCCAAUUGAAGGAGUUGGAAGCUCGGGCCGGUGUCACUCAUACAGACGACAGCCUCGGCGAAGUUCGGAUCCUGUCGGUCAGCGGCUGGCCGGCGCAUGAUCUACUCCUACUCGUCCGCGAUGACCUUGAAAUGCCACUGCAUUCGGAGAUAAGUGGAAUGUUCGGCCCACACGUACUACAGCAAAUAACAGCCCAACUGAAUCCAAUUCCUGAAGAAGUAUUAGCAGUGAGCGCUGAGAUAAUGGCGAGGCGGAUAGAACUGCUGAAUCUACUACGGGGCAAGCAUCGGACGGACCGAGCUACUUACCUCACAGUUAGUAAUCAGAGGAACCUGGAAUGGAAAACGAAAAACACAGAAUUUGAUCAUGAAACUGAGAAAUUGCACAGAAUGGUAGCCGGUACAGCUGAGAAUUUAAAAGCUAAGAUUAAUUAUUCUUUGGAGCUUGCUAAAAUCCCGUGGGUGGACCGAGAGACCAUGAUGAAAAAGAUUGAACGUUUACAAAAGGAGAACAUGAUUCUGCAACACAAGUUAGAUGAAGUCGUAAAGAAAGAACCCGUCGAAGAGCCAAAAGAAGUAGGACAGUUGUCAGAUGCUUUACCUAACUAUCAGGGCAUUUCUGAAGAGCUUUCGAAAGAACGUGCGGCCCGCGAAGCGCUGAAAGAAGUAGUGGCGGCCGCUGAGAGCAUGUUGCGAGUGGCGCGCGCGCGCAUCGCCACGCUGGAGCGCCAGCUCAAGGACACGCGCGCCGAACUCGAGGCUGCGCGCAAAAAGCACAAAGACCUGGAGCAACUCGUAAACAGACUCGCACAACAUACCAAUAAGACAUAUCGUCAUCGAGAAACCAGCUACGAUGCGCGUUCAAAGAAGUUGAUUGAAGUUUCCAAAACUGGUGAAAUGACAAUAGAAACAUUGUCGCGUCAACGAGAUGCAUUGGAGCUUAGGGUAAAGGAACUUCGCGAACAGGCCGAGCAGGCGGAGCGGUCCGCUGCGGCGAAGGAGGCCGAGCAGCGCGCGCGCGCCGAGUCCCUUCAGGCGAAGGUAGCGGAGCAGGAGAAGGUUAAAGCGGCUACGGAGGGCCGCGUCAUGGAGCUAGAUGCCAAAGUCAAAGAAUUGGAAGAUCAGUUACAGUCUUUACGUGAACGUUCUGUUAGACUAGUGGAUAUGGAGCGUAGGCGCUGCCUAGAGUAUGUGCCAUCGAAAGAAAGUGAACCCUCCGAUAGGGAAACUGAGAUAUGGAAAGAGCUGCAAGUUACUCGAGUAGCGUUGUCACGUGUGGAAGAGGAACUUCGACAGAGUCGCGCGGAUAAAGAUAGCUUCUUGAACUCACUGUCUAGGAUUGCGCAAGGAGAAGGUACGGAUAACGUACAAGAGAAAAUUGCAACUGAAUUGCUGGAUAGGGAGCAAAAGAUUGUUAAAUUACAACAUAUUAUUGAAGAACAACGAGAAAACGAAAAAUUAAUGGAACAGAGUAUGACGCAAUACGAAAAUCAGUUAGCUGCCCUACGUUUAGAAGUGAAGCGGUUACGAAAUUAUGACAGUUAUGCCAAAGAAGUACCAUAUCAAGAGUUACACACAGAGCUACUGGAGUUGCAUAUGCAAGUGGAAACGCUGUCCCGGGAGCGCACGGCGCUGGUGACGGCGGCGGCCUCGCGCGCGCUUAUGCUGGAGCGGCACGAGCGCUCGGCGGACCUGUUCGCGCGCAUGAUCCGCGCCCGCCGCGACCUGGCCGCGCUGCUCGACGGCCGCACGGAACCACCGCCCCUCGACGACACUGCCCAUGCCGAGGUGUCAAGAUCGUUGUCGUCGGUGUGUGCAUCGGCGGCGGACACGUGGACGGCGCUGCGGGCGGAGCGCGCGCGCGUGCUGCGGCUGGAGAGCGCCGUGCUAGCGCAGAGCCUGCAGCUGGAGCGCGAGGGCCGCGUGCGCACGCAGCUCGAGCGGCGCCGGGCUAUGCUUGAAAGAGAAAUCUUGCGAACACAUCACGAGGGCGCCCCCGAUCCCUCUGUAUUGAAUCCAAACAAAAAUCCAAGUUUGGUAUUUUCCCAAUGUUUCUUUAUGUACCUAGGAAUAACCGUUUUCAUUGUUAACAUUCUUGCUUUUAUUACGUAACUAAACAAAUAAAACAUUUUGUAUUCCAAUAAAACGUUACUGGUAACGGAUGGUAACGGAUGAACAUAAAAGUGACGUAGAAUAGUAUCCAGAAAACAGUCUAAAGAUCUAACCAAGCUUAGCAUAUAUUAUAAUAUUAUAAUUUAAGUUUGUCAUUAAAAUCAUU